CGCGCUUCUCCUAGGAAUAGGGGGAGAUCUGCAGAGAGAGAUUUAGAGACUCAGAGAAUCAAGGGGAAGGACGGACACAGAGAAAAAGAUGGAGAAAGAGGCAGAGAGAUAAAGAGACACGAGGAGAGACUGAGAUGAACACCGAGAAGCAUCCAGAAAGAGACAAGCGUGGAGACACCCCGCCAGGGCCAGGGAAGCAAGCCCACAGAGACCUCCGAGCUGGCUCACUCUCUCGUGGGGACAAGGAGGUCGUCAGCACUCACAGAGGGACUUAAGGCAGGAGUCCUCACUACUUUGCCAGUCUCUUCUCUCCCCUCAGCUCCCUGUGUUUCCGACUCUGUCUCCCUGUUCAUCUGCCUGUGACACGUGCUGUCCCUGCCCCCAACCCAAGAAACCCUGGGCCAGUAGGCAGUGGCCCCCAGAAGGACCAGCCAUGCAGACGCUGAUCGCAACACUGGUUCUGAUUGUGGCAGCCCAGGCAGAGCUGAAGGACAAGGUGCAGCAUGGCGGACCCUGUGAGCAGAUGUCUCACCCUUACCAAGCUGCCCUGUACAACUCAGGCCACUUGCUCUGCGGAGGGGUCCUCAUUCACCCACUGUGGGUCCUCACAGCUGCCCACUGCAAAAAACCGAAUCUUCAGGUCUACCUGGGGAAGCAUAACAUUUAUGAAACAGAACACUUCCAGGAGCAGAGCUCUGUUGUCCGAACUGUGGUCCACCCUGGCUACAAUGCUGGCACUCAUGACCAGGACAUCAUGCUGUUACGCCUGAAGCGCCCAGCCAAUCUGUCUGCACACAUCCAGCCCCUGGCCCUGGAAAGAGACUGCUCGGCCAACCACACCAGAUGCCACAUCCUAGGCUGGGGCAAGACAGAAUAUGGUAAUUUCCCUAACACCAUCCAAUGUGCAUACAUCCACCUGGUACCUCAAGAGGAUUGUGAGCGUGCCUACCCUGGCCAGAUCACCCGAAACAUGGUGUGUGCAGGAGAUGAGAAGUACGGGAAGGAUUCCUGCCAGGGUGAUUCUGGGGGUCCGCUGGUGUGUGGAGACCGUCUCCGAGGCCUUAUAUCAUGGGGUAAUGUCCCCUGCGGAUCCAAGGAGAAGCCGGGGGUCUACACCGAUGUCUGCAGAUAUUGCCAGUGGAUCCGUAAAGUCAUUCAGGGCAGCUAGCUCUGACAUGUGACAUCCAACCCUUGACUUUGAUCCCCACUCGUUGGCUCUAAAAUAUCUCUGACCAAGACCUUGCUUUCCCCUCACCUUCCCAGGUCCAACCCUUCAUGCUUAAUCCUGCCUGACUUGACCCCAGCCCCAUCCUUGCAUCCCUGGCGGCAAGCAGGGACACAGGCUGAGGUCUUGCCUCCACCACUAACAGAAGACAGAAAAACCCCUUCUAAGCAGCCUGCUGUCCCUGAUUAGCCCAUGGGCUUGGUAUCCCCCUACAGAGGAGUGGUCACAAGUCUGGAAAAACCUGAGUUGAAAUCCCAGCUCUGCCCCUUGCUACUCAUGUACCCUUGGGAAGUGCCCUCCUUCACUGUACAGAAUCUCAUCUGCAAAAUGGGGCUAAUAACAGUAAACUCCUCAUAAAUCAGUGGCUGCCGUUGGGAGGAUUCAAGGUCUCCAAUACGUUGAAAUAUGUGCACUGGUGUCUGGCACACCUGCUUGCUCAAUAAAGAGGGAAUUUCACUGUU
Messenger RNA from Phyllostomus hastatus (greater spear-nosed bat), 1686 nucleotides. Its product is annotated as kallikrein-6-like. The coding region runs from base 434 to 1168 and encodes 244 amino acids. The transcript has 8 exons. Gene Ontology annotation, molecular function: serine-type endopeptidase activity. Gene Ontology annotation, biological process: proteolysis. The record is from RefSeq and is a predicted model, not a curated record. NCBI's taxonomy places the organism in Eukaryota, Metazoa, Chordata, Mammalia, Chiroptera, Phyllostomidae.